Messenger RNA from Harmonia axyridis, 3797 nucleotides. RefSeq names its product cilia- and flagella-associated protein 58-like. The transcript has 13 exons. NCBI's taxonomy places the organism in Eukaryota, Metazoa, Arthropoda, Insecta, Coleoptera, Coccinellidae. The coding region runs from base 100 to 2733 and encodes 877 amino acids. The record is from RefSeq and is a predicted model, not a curated record. Gene Ontology annotation, cellular component: cytoskeleton.
UAUCUAACAAACUUCGAAAACUGAUAUUUUUCUUCUAUUUACUGUCAUUCAAUUUUCACAUAUUUAUAUCGUUUAUACUUGUAAAGAGGUCGAAAAAAAAUGGAAGAAGACGUAAGUUUUAUUGAAGAUAAUGAAGGCAUUGCCGACGAAUCAAGUCCAGAUCCAGAAGACCCAGAAUAUGCUUUCGUUAUUCUGGAAAGAAAAUUUAACAAGGUUGUCUCCGAGAUGGAACAGAACCCUGCGGCAGCCCAGUAUGCCGAGGAAUUCACCAAUCUCUUCGACGCUCUCUACAAAUCCCACGAAAAAGAGUCUAUGCUGAACGAGAGGUGCCAAAAUGUGGAGUAUGAACUAGAGAUCAAGAUGAGGAAGCUUGAGAGCGCAAUCAAAUUAACAGAAACCGACCAGAUGGUGAUAGACGACCUCAAAGAUCAGAUCCAGAAGGCGUGGAAGAUGGCGGAUGCGGCCCACGCUAGAGAGCAGACUGCUCAGGAGAUAAUAGAGAAUCUCAGGAAGCAGGUCGAAAGCCUCAAUACUGAGAUUGAGCUGCGUAACAAGUUUGCUGCAGAACAGGCGGAGGAUACUGGCGUCAUGGGCAAGAAGAAGGAAGGUCUUCAGCGAGAGAAGGAAAGGCUACAAGGAGAGGUGAUACAGCUGUCCCAAAAGUUGCAGAAUGCCCUGGGUUAUCAGGAAGAACUGGAGCACAAGAAUUCGGCUGCUGAUAUCAAAUUGAACGAGCUUACUACACAAGUAGAGGACCAAACCUCGGAGAUAGACAGGCACAAGCGCCAAACAGCCAAGCUAAACCAAGAUAUCACGGAAAUGAAGGAAAAGCUAUCUGAAAAGGAACUCCAGCUCAACGAGCUCACCGAGGUAGUUGGCUACCACAUGAAACAGAUUGCCAGGCUGGAGAACCAGGUCAAAGACGAGAAGACAAACUACGACAGGCUGUACAAGGAACACGAAUCUCUGAACUCGAAGCAUUAUAAGAUGUACGAAGACCUCCAAGUUGCGCAGAGCAACUAUGACCAAACGAGGAAGACCCUCAACAAGAAAGAGCUGGAACUGAAGAAUUCCGAAGAUACGGUUAACCAUCUGAGGAACGACGUUACCAAACUGACCAAGAUGAAAGAUUUGUACGACAAGAAGCUAUUGGCGAUGGACUCGGACAAGAACGAUGUCAUCCAAGAGAGGAACAAGCUGCGACAACGUCUGAUCAUAAUCGAGAAAGAGGUGGACGACAUGAAGAAACAAGCUGACUCUGAGAAGAGAGCGAUGGAUUCAAUUGCCAGGGAAAAAGAUAUAAUGAAUAAGAGCAUCAUGCGACAGCAGGGUUUGGCACAGGAACAACAGAAGCUGAUCAAAAUCCAAGAGCAGCAGAAGAAAAAGCUAGAGGGCGAAUUGGACAUGUUCUACCUUGAGACCAACAAGCAGAAGAAGGUGAUCAGUCGUCUUGAGAGAGAAAGAGAAAGACUCGCAGAUGAGCACUUGGACAUGACCAGGCAAAUAGAGGAGGCGAUGGAGCAGAUAAAAUUGAAGAAAACGCAAAUAUUCGAACUGAAAAAGAUCCAGAGCGAGCAGGUGAACAAAUACAGGAUGCAACAGAAUCUCUUCGACAUCACGAGAGCGGAAAGGAACUCUCUGCAGAAACAGCUGCAAGAAUCGAACGCCGAGUGCAACGAGUUGAAGAAGAAACUGAGAAUUAUAGCCCACCAAACGGAGCAGCUCAAAGAGGAUAUAUCCAUGAAGGAAUCCACCUUGGUGAAGGAAGAAAACGUGCUUAGGAAAGCCAUGAAGGACAAGGAAUAUCUGAAAAUGGAGCUGACCAACACGCAAGACCAGGUGAAGAAGCUGAAGGAAGAGAUACAAAUGAUGUCCGAGGAAGAAAGGAGGCUGCAUCAAAGUUUAAUGAACAACGAAAAACUUAUCCGAGAACAAGCCAAGGACUUGGAGCAGCUGUUGAAUGAAAGAGAUAUACUAGGCGCUCAGCUAGUCAGGAGAAACGACGAAAUAGGUCUUCUACACGAAAAGAUAAACAUAUUUCAGUCCACUCUUGAAAGAGGGGAGACUCAAUACGAUCAGAGGCUGGACGACAUCAAGCUGUUGAAGAUCGAGAUCAAGAGGUUACGGCAGGAGAAGAUCCUGCUUACUAAAUCUGCAGAUAACGUGUCGGAUCUAAGGCAGGAGGUGUUUCACUUGGAGAGAGACCUGACAAGAGCUCGUUUGAAAUGCAGAGCCUUGGAAGAGGAGGUACAGAAUCCGUUGAACGUGCACAGGUGGAGGAAGCUUGAAGGCUCAGACCCAGAGGUCAUGGAUCUACUGCAGAAGAUUCAACUUUUGCAGAAGCGUCUCUUGCAUCAAUCUUCAGAAGCAGUUGAACGCGAGAGGCAACUGAAGGAAGUUCAACGUCUUUACCUGAAUUUGAGACAGGUUUUAGCGCAGCAACCAAGUCCUAGUGUAAAAGAAGAGCUGAACAAGACCCAAAAGGCUCUAAGAUUAAGGGGAAAUAAACUCAAGUGCUUGGUAUCGGAAUUGAAUAUGGCCGAAUUUCAAGCAAACGAAUACAAAGUGAGUUUGCAGAAGGUAACGGACGAACUGAAGGCGCUGAAGAAGAAGUAUCUGACCGAAAAGAAAAAAGAAGAACUUCGGGCGAGCGCGCAGAACUCUGUGCGGGAAGAAAAUGUCAUGAAUCAAGGUCAAACAAAAUUCACCGGUGGCGGGUUCCGAGUGAAGUGAUUUAAUUCCGAUCGAAAACGAAAAAAUUAAAGCAGAAAUAAGCACUGUGUCGAUUUGUGUUCAUCAGUAUUUGUGUGGUUUGGGUAUAAUCUAAUAAGCUAUAGGUUAGAAAAUGUCAAAGGUCUUGGAGGUUUGUGUUGAUUCUUUGGAUAGCGCGACGGCCGCUGUUGCUGGUGGCGCUGGUCGCAUCGAGUUAUGCGCCUCUCUACUAGAGGGCGGGCUGACGCCGACUCCCGGUUUAUUGAUCCAGGUUCAAAAUUUGAGCGGGAAUAAAGUACCUAUAUACUGUAUGUUGCGAUGCCGCCCAGGCAAUUUCAUUUACAACCGUCAGGAACUGGAGGUGAUGGUCGAAGACGCGAAAAUUUUGAGAAAAUACGGCGCCAAUGGCUUCGUUUUUGGAGCCCUAGACGAGAAUGGCGCAGUCGAUAUGAAAAUGUGCAGGGAGAUCGUCAAGGCUUGCUAUCCAUGCCCAGUAACAUUCCACAGGGCGUUCGAUUUCUGCGAACGCCCUUCUAUAGAGAUAGAGGUGAUUAUCGACUUGGGUUUCGAGAGGGUGCUAACCAGCGGCAAGCAAUCGAAUGCCCAGCUUGGAGUGAAGCUGAUCAAAAAGCUGAUGGAACAGGUUGGCAGCAGGAUAAUCAUAAUGCCCGGCGGUGGUCUAAACAAGGAAAACUUCAAAUUCAUAAUGGAAAACACGGAAGCGAAAGAAUAUCACGGUUCUUUCAGAAAACUGAAAAGUACGAUCGAACAAGACGAUUGCAAUACAACCGAUGUAAAAAUUGGAGAGCACAGCGGACCUAUGCACGUUACCGACAAGGAGUACGUUGCAGAAAUUGUACAUAUGUUAACGAACUGUUGAGCCUUUUAAUUGUAUAUUCUCUGACUGAAUACCUAUGUAUCUAAUAUUUUGAUGUUAUUUGUGAAGAUAAAUUGUUAUCUAAGAAAAUAUCAAGACUUGGAAUUUCUCAAGUAGUUUGUAGGUGUUUCAAAGCAAUGUUCAAAUGUGUCAAUGUUUAUCUUGUGAUUCAAGUGUUUCCAUAGAUCAAUAAAUUUAUUUUAAGCAA